Molecule: messenger RNA, 966 nt
Organism: Bufo bufo (common toad)
Lineage: Eukaryota; Metazoa; Chordata; Amphibia; Anura; Bufonidae
Product: gastrula zinc finger protein XlCGF71.1-like
Exons: 2
Coding region: 12-842 (276 amino acids)
Source: RefSeq, a predicted model, not a curated record
AAGAGAGGAAGAUGGGUGAUUCCUUGUGUAAGAGUGAGGUGGAGGAGGACAUUCCAGGAGAUGUCACCACAGAAAAUCCCAGUAAAAAUUGUAAUGGAAAUGUUAUAUACUUGCUAAAUUAUAAAGCAGAAGAUGAGGAUACCAUGCAGCGUUCUUCAGGAGAAACUCUCAUUACCCUUAAUGUACUUCCAGGACUUCACAGAACAGACGUAUCUUAUAAUCUCCCUAAACAUGAGAAACCUCAAGGGGGUAAAAGAUUUCAGUGUGGUAAAGAGUUCAGUAAAAGAUCAAAACUUUCUACACACAGAAGAAUUCUCACAGGGGAAAAGCCAUACUGCUGUGCAGAAUGUGGGAAGCACUUCACAAAGAAAUCAAAUCUUGUUAGACAUGAGCGAAUUCACACAGGAGAGAAGCCUUACUCCUGUUCAGAAUGUGGUAAAUGGUUUAUAGAGAAAUCAAAACUUGUGAGACAUGAGAAAGAUCACACAGGAGAAAAACAAUAUUCAUGUUCAGAAUGUGGGAAAUAUUUUACAUGGAAAUCAGAACUUGUUAGACAUGAGAGAAUUCACACAGGAGAGAAACCAUAUUCCUGUUCAGAAUGUGGGAAAUGUUUUACAGGUAAAUCAAAUCUUGCUGAACAUUGGAGAACUCACACAGGAGAGAAGCCAUAUUUAUGUCAAGAAUGUGGGAAAUGUUUUACAAAAAAAUCACAUCUUGUUGAACAUGUGAGAAGUCACACAGGAGAGAAGCCAUUUUCUUGCUCAGAAUGUGAGAAAUGUUUUACUACUAAAACCAAACUUAGGUAUCAUCAGAGAUGUCACACAGGAGAGAAGCCAUUUUGAUGUUAUAUAGUUUCAAAAGGUAUUUAUUUGGUUUUAAAGCAAGGAUUGACGGCAACAUACUGCCAGUGUACCCCUCAUUUGAUGUUUUGUAUAUUGAAAAUGUUUUGUAAGGAAAACAAAUUCU